CUGCUGAAAAAGUUUGCUGACCCCUGCCCUAGGUGGACCAGAAUGCCCCAAAUUUGGUCUAAUGCCUUUUGCCACACUCUGUGUCGAGUGGGCAAGUUACUAGAGAGCUGAGCAGCUUAGAAGCACCCAUAUGAUCUACUACAUCAUGGGAUCAGUAGUGGAGCAAACUGUUUUGUAGGACCUCGUUCUCUUCCCCCCACCCCCAAGUGUGCUAAAGUAGAGCAGUUCUAGGGAUGCAGAAAAAAGCUAUGACACUAUUAUGACAAAACCAGAAUAUUCUGUUUUUACGUCUGGAAAUAUUAUUGAGGGUUAGUUGUUGUUCCAAAUGAAAAUAAAGGCUGAGCACACACCGAAUAUUGAAAACGCAUGACUGCGCCCUGUCUCACCCCACAAAGAACAUUGGGAAAUGCAGUUUGCUAAGGGUGCUGGGGGGGGGGCAUUGCAGCUUUUUGAGGGAUAAGCUACAGUUCCCAGGAUUCUUUGGGGUGGAGAGUUGUGUGCUUUAACUAAAUGGUGUGUAUAUGGCCUAAAAGUCUCCGGGUUAGCAGAACUACAGCUGUUGCUUUGGUAACAACGAUCCCCUCCCUGACCUGUUCCAGCCCAGCUUUUGUUUCUUUCUUGACUUGGCCAGGAGGCAGAAGGCAUGUGUUUGUGGAGAGGCAGAGGAGAGAGAGAUAGAAUGGCUGACCCUUGUCCCUGUGGACCUUCCUCCUGCGACUGCUUCGUCUCUCUUCCCCCGGCCUCUGCAGCCAGAGAGGUCAUAUUUGGCAAGAAUUCUGACCGGCCGAGGGAUGAAGUCCAAGAGGUAGUCUAUUUCCCAGCCAGAAGCCAUGCCAAGGGGGCAAAGGUCCAGUGCACAUAUAUUGAAGUGGACCAGGUUGAGAAGACCCAUGCGGUCAUUCUCAGCCGACCAGCCUGGCUCUGGGGAGCCGAGAUGGGGGCCAACGAGCACGGGGUCUGCAUUGGCAAUGAAGGGGUGUGGACCAAGGAGCCCGUGGCAGAGGAGGAAGCCUUGCUGGGCAUGGAUCUGGUCAGGCUUGGUUUGGAGCGGAGCAGCAGUGCCCAGGAAGCAGUCCAGGUUAUAACAGCCCUCCUGGAACGUUAUGGCCAAGGGGGCAGUUGCAAGGAGGAGCCGACCCCCUUCAUUUACCACAACACCUUCCUCCUUGCGGAUCGCACUGAAGCCUGGGUUGUAGAAACAGCCGGGCGGUUUUGGGCGGCUCAGAGGAUUCGAGAAGGUGCCCGGAACAUUUCCAACCAGCUGAGCAUUGGUACCGACAUUACCUCUGAGCAUGCGGGCCUCAGGCAACAUGCCCGGGAGCAGGGAUGGUGGAGUGGCCAAGGGGCGUUCAGCUUCCUGGAGGUGUUUUCUCUCACCCACCAGCCUGUGCGCAUGGAGGCGGCCAAAGCUCGCUAUUGUGCUGGCCAGCAGCUGCUGCACCAACAUUCAGGGCAGAUCACCGCAGAGACCAUUAUGACCAUCUUGAGUGACAAGGCCAGCGGGAUCUGCGUCGAUUCGGAAGGUUUCUGCACCACGGGAAGCAUGGUGUCCGUCCUGCCGCAGGAUCCCCACCUCCCUUGCAUCCACUUCUUCACGGCCACGCCAGACCCUUCCAGGUCGAUCUUCAAACCCUUCAUCUUCGUUCCCAACGUCACUUUCUUUCACCAAGUGCAAUCGCCGACCUUUGGCGACAAAGACCCCGUCAGGGAGACGCCCAGGUUUCAGAGACAGGUGGACCGACGGCACAAUCUCUACAGGGAACACCAGUUAGUCCUGGACACCAUGGACCGCAAUGAGCAUGAGCGCCAGAGACUCCAAGAGAUUAUGCGGAAAUUUCAGCGGCAAGCCCUGGAGGCCAUGAAGAACCUGCUGGCGGGCUCCUUCACUCUGAAACCCCAGGAGCUGGCUGACCUCUUCUAUGACUGUGUGGUCACAGAAAUCAAGUUAUAUAAACAGUAAGAUCCCUAUCAGGGCAGAGAGAUUGAGGUUCAUUCCUGAGACCACUGAGAGUUCCAUGUGUGAAACAAAACCCUACUUGAAUGAUAUGAUAUGACAAUGCUGCACCUUUAAAAAAACAAAACCUUAAAAUUGUGGAGUUGGCAUAGGCAGCCUUCAGAAUUCAUUGUUGCUGCAAGAGUGAAGACCACGGGCAUAGUUGUGGCUUUGAAAAGUUCGUGAAGGCUGGUGGUUCUGAAAUGUGGAGCAGCCUCUGCGUCUUAAGGGCUACAGAAAACAAGGGAAGUGGGUAGCACUUUAGUGCACUUCUGGAACCUCCAACUGGCUACUGUCAGAAGCAAUGAAGUAGAGCGAGAUAAGACAUCUGGAAUUGUUUGGCCUGAGCUGUUGGGGAUGCACUAGAUAGAUCUCAGUCUGCAAGAUAGAUGGGUCUCCAUUUAGUUUUGUCACUGCGUUUUUGGUCUGGAGGGACCGAGACAAAUAAUCUGGGAGAAGGGCUGUUUUUUUUCCUUCUAAAAACAGAGAAACGGUCCUCCAAAUUUUAACAUCUGUCUGAGAUAUCCCAAACAUUUUUUUUCUUAAAACGACCCGAGAUUCCAGCAAAUGCUACCGGUGUAUUAUUGUAGACACAGCACUACAGAAUAACCUGUGAGAUGUAUAUUCCUCUUUUCUAUUACGGAUGCUGCAAUCCUGAUAUUUCCCCCCCCCAAGCUCUGUAUCCUCAGCCUUACCACUGUUCUCAGUUGCUGAGAUGAUUUGGGAUGGAGCUGCCUUCUAAACAAAUAUCCCGUCCCAAACCUUUCAGAGGUUUGAUGGUGCAAAUCUAUGAUUAAUCUGAACCUGCACAUAGCACAAAUACUCUGGGGAGAUGACGCAAAUUGCCUUUAAAAGGCAAAUGCAAGCUUUCAGACCUGCAUCGUUAUUUUGUUUCCUCGCCAAGUUUUAGGCAGCUCCAAACUCCUAACAAGGAAUUCUGAGCGGCCUAAUCAGUGGCGUAGCGUGGGGGGUGCCAAGAGUGCCGGCCGCACCGGGCGCAACAUCUGGGAGGGCGCGAGUCCAGAGGGAAGGGACAAGUUCCUUCCUCCGCUGGGCUCCCCACUGCCACCUGCGCCCCAGCGCGGCGCGCCCCCCGCCGCUGCGGCUGCGCUCCACUCACUGCUCGCAGGAGGAGCAGCCGCUGCUGCAGCGCCGACGC
Messenger RNA from Podarcis muralis (Common wall lizard), 3152 nucleotides. The record is from RefSeq and is a predicted model, not a curated record. Lineage: Eukaryota; Metazoa; Chordata; Lepidosauria; Squamata; Lacertidae.